Dovyalis caffra is the source of this 234-nucleotide messenger RNA. Lineage: Eukaryota; Viridiplantae; Streptophyta; Magnoliopsida; Malpighiales; Salicaceae. The record is from the annotation of a GenBank genome assembly.
AUGAGUGUUUUGUUAUUAACAGUUUUAGCAGCAUCAAUGGUUGUGUUGCCAUUGAUGUUACCUCCACUUCCUCCUCCACCAUUGAUGCUUUUGCUCUUUCCAGUUGGAAUAAUGGCUGCUCUCAUGUUCUUGGCUCUCUCUCCCUCAGAUGCUGCUGCAAAUGUUGCCCUUUAUACUGACUAUAAGUCUAGAAAGACUGUACAAGAAACAAGCCUAGUGGAAGUUUAUUGUUAG